AUGUACAAGGGAAAAGGGCUUCGAGAGACCUGCCGGCUCCUUGUUAAUUAUGGUGCCAAACGAGAUACCACGUCAACGGAGAACGUACUUCGAUGUGAAAUAAUAUGUUCGUCGAUGACUUCACAUAGGACCUGUUUUAUCACGGAGACUCGGUUUGGUGGCUGUUCAUUAAAAAGUCCAAAAGCGAUCAAAUCGGACACGGAACAACGUUGCAUUUUGAUGGAAUUACAGAUCACAAGAAUUAACCAAGAGUGGGAAAGCCUCAUCAAGGGACAAUGCGACAUGACAAAUUCAGAAAGAAACCGGGUUUGGAUCCGGAAAUGGAGGUCAAGUAAUUGA
This is a messenger RNA of Necator americanus (New World hookworm), 339 nucleotides long. RefSeq lists its product as uncharacterized. NCBI's taxonomy places the organism in Eukaryota, Metazoa, Nematoda, Chromadorea, Rhabditida, Ancylostomatidae. The coding region runs from base 1 to 339 and encodes 112 amino acids. The transcript has 4 exons. The record is from RefSeq and is a predicted model, not a curated record.